CUACUACUGCUACUGCUACUGCUACUACUACUAUUAUUACAAUUGCUUGCUAAAUAUUUAUCAUUUAGCCGCUAUCCCCACUUCCCCCUGCGCGCGCGUGUAUGCGUGUGUGCGUGUGCGUGUUUUAGAUGUGGUUUUGUCUAUUGUUGGCAUGAGACCGGAGGGUGGGGGGAGAUACAUCUUUCUCCCGUACGAGAUGUGACUCCAUUCAGCUUCCUUCCCCCUCACCCCCUCCCCACCCCCUUUCCACCCCAUCAUUUCUUUUUAAACCUGCAAUACCUCUCGGUAGAUUCAUCUCUCAGGCUCAUUUUUCCCGAAAGAAAGAUGAAAGACGUGUAAUUAGAGAAAGAGGAAAGGGUGUGAAAAAGAUGGAAGGGAGAAAAGGGGAAAAAAAAAAAUAAGGGGAGGAAACGUGCUACUCUAUCUUCACUUCCCUGUGCUUCCCGGUGCCCUGGAGUGUGCUUCUGUGAGAGAUUUGGCCUUGUUUUCAUUCCAUGCGUUCAAAGGAAAGUUUGUGACUGAAUCGUGUUUCAGUACUUCUGUCAUUUCUUUCUUUCUGUUUUUUCUUUUUCUUUUUUUUCUUUUUUUUUUUUUAGUGCGCUGCUCAUUUAUUUCUUCAUCAAACUCCACCCUCUCCUUAAAGUCUUCAUACAAAUCUUGAUUUAUAACCUCUUUACCGGUUCUUCUCAUUUUAGCAGCAUCCGCAGCCUGCAUCUGCCACGGGGUUCCCACUAUUUCCAACUGCUCUGUUUUUUUUUUUCUCCUCCUUUCCAAAAGUUGUCUGUGGUUUUCCUUGCGUUCAGAUUCAUUCUCGUGUAUGGGGGAUUUCCUGCCCUCUUUUCUCCUUGAAACAUGUUCUCUCGGUUUAAAAUUUACCCUGUGACUGUCGUUAAAGAUGUUCUAAAGACGUCACAUCACCGAAACAGUUAAUUCUGCGGAGCAGGGAUUUUAAAACUGUAUUUUAUAUGCCACAAGAAAAGGAAUUGAAUUAGGCUGCUCCAGAUCUGAAAGAGCUCACAAAUAUGAUGGCUUCAUUGAUAGCUGCAGGGGCUGUUGAUAGGCACCUGGGAGAGGGGAGGCAAGCAAUUUUUUUAAAAAAAGGAAGGAGGAGAAAAAAUAAACAGAAAAGUGAAAAUUGUGCACGCAGUUAUAAAUGAAAAAUACCUGCCAAGUUUGCAAGUAGAUUGAAGAGGGAGAAGUAGGCUGGAGGGCAGCAGGACAGAGGUCUGGCCCGGGUGGAGAGAAGGGCUCGUUGGGGAAGAAAAGAGAAAGUUGAGAAAAAUGUGGCACGCCGGAAACAUGAGUGAUUGCAUGUGCGGGUGUGUGCCAGCAAGCUUGUGCGGUUGUGCGGGGUGUCUGUGUGCAGGGUACAAGCCUGAGUAGCCGUAUCUUCCCCUGAAGUUACAUUUGUUUACAUGGCAAGCGGCUGCAAACGCUGGCACUGAUGGAGUAAAACUCAUGUACACACUUAAAAAAAAAAAAAAAAAAGAACAACAAAAAAAACCCCAACUUUGGUCAGCUUUCGGGACUCGAGGCAUGCUUACGCUCUGUGUGGAGAUGGUUAAUGAAUCCAGUGUUUUUGCAGUUGCAAGCUUGUGCAUUCACUGUGCAACGCUGACUGCAGGCUUUUGCAGUGGCAACAGCUCACCAAAGAUAUUAAUUACACCAUCCCCUUUUUUUUCCACGAAUGUUUGGCUAUUCGGUUCAGCGAGGAAGAAUGCCGCCCACCCAACCCAACCCCGGCCAGUACGCCCUGACCAACGGCGACCCUCUGAACGGGCACUGCUAUCUCUCGGGAUACAUCUCCCUCCUGCUGCGGGCCGAGCCCUACCCCACCUCCCGCUACGGCAGCCAGUGCAUGCAGCCCAACAACAUCAUGGGCAUCGAGAACAUCUGCGAGCUGGCCGCCCGUCUGCUCUUCAGCGCCGUCGAGUGGGCCCGCAAUAUUCCCUUCUUCCCCGACCUGCAGAUCACCGACCAGGUGGCCUUGCUGCGGCUCACCUGGAGCGAGCUCUUCGUCCUCAAUGCUGCCCAGUGCUCCAUGCCCCUCCAUGUGGCCCCGCUCCUGGCCGCCGCCGGCCUCCACGCCUCCCCCAUGUCGGCAGACCGUGUUGUCGCCUUCAUGGACCACAUCCGCAUCUUCCAGGAACAGGUGGAGAAGCUGAAGGCGCUGCACGUCGAUUCGGCUGAAUACAGCUGCCUGAAAGCCAUCGUCCUCUUCACCUCAGACGCCUGCGGCCUAUCGGAUGCUGCGCACAUCGAGAGCCUCCAGGAGAAAUCGCAGUGCGCGCUAGAGGAGUACGUGCGGAGCCAGUACCCCAACCAGCCGAGCCGCUUCGGGAAGCUGCUGCUGCGGCUGCCCUCCCUGCGCACCGUCUCCUCCUCCGUCAUCGAGCAGCUCUUCUUCGUCCGCUUGGUAGGUAAAACCCCCAUCGAAACCCUCAUCAGGGAUAUGCUACUGUCGGGGAGCAGCUUCAACUGGCCUUACAUGUCCAUCCAGUGCUCCUAGAGCCCAUCCCGCACCCCCGGCAGAGAGGCGGCGGAGCGGCGGAGCGGGGAACGCUCGCACCGAGGGGCAGUCGGGGUGCGGGGGGGGCCCGGGAGGUGGACACUGAACAAAAGAAAGGGCGAGUGGGAGCAGAGAUGUGGCCGUGGAGGGGAGAAGGACGGACCUGUCGUCCGUGGAGGUUGUGAUGUUUCGCCUUUUUUUUUUUUGGCCUAUUUUUUUUGUUUUUGUUUUUGUUUUUCUUUUCUUUUCUUUCGGAGAGGAGAAAAAAAAGAAAUAAAUAAUAUUAAUAAAAGAGACAAAAAAAAAUGAGUAUUGAGGGGAUAUUAAUCAAACCUGAAGGGGAUACUGGAUCUUCCAGGAUUUAUUGUGGACUGUUGUUGAUAUAUGCUGUACAGUAAACCAACAAAACAAAAAAGCAUUGAAACUGAACUGAACCUUGUGUAGAAUAAGAACAAAAACACCCAAAACCAAGCAAAGAACAACAAAAUUUUCAUGCGCAAACACUUAACAUGAACAUUGUUAUCCUUUUGUAAUAUAUUAGUCUUUAUUUUCAAUUUUGGUAAAAGUUAAAACAUCAUAUGCGCAGAAAGAAAAAAAAAAAAGGAGAAUUAGGGGAAAAUAACAUUUUCCAAAUAAUUAUAAAAGAAUUGUCCUGUGUCUAUGUAUCUAUAUCUGUUUUGUAUUUUUUUCUGGUUCCAAACCAGGUUUCCUGUGAUUCUAUACUAAUAAUUUUUGAUAUAACCCUUUGCUUCUUAUAAUGAGUGCGAUAUAUGUUGUCAAAGCUGUUCUUCAAGAAUUAAAAUUGAAGUGAGAAUUUAAAAAAAUAAAAGAAUUUUAGCAAAAAACCCCACAACUUAUCACCCCACAACCCAUGAGUCUUGUUGCUUGAAACAUGCCAACAAUUCACCAAAAAAAAAAAAAAAAAUAAAAAUAAAAGAAAAAAAAGGAAAAAAGCCCCAUAAACAACAGCAACAAAAAUUUCCCCACAUUUUUAACUCCUUUACUGGUGCUAAAAAGGAGAACUUAAAAAAUACUCGGGAGGGGUAACCAAGUCAUGCAAACUACAGGAUGCCCCAAAAUGCACUUGACUGUAUAAGCUUAGGGCUGAGCUGUCAAGGCCUAGGAAAAGGGAGCAGAAGUUGCAGUGUGAUGCCUUAGGUGACCUCGCCUCACCGGCACGGCACCACAAACUCUCCACCAAGGCUGAUGGGCCUAUCAGGCUGGCCUGCCCCUUUUUGAAACACCUUUUCCCAACACCUGGAUUUUCUGCUGAGUUCACGCCUUGCUUUUUACUCUCAGACACCGUGGGCAUGGAUUGAAGUCACCACAUGCCAUCAUCUCUACCUGUGCAGCAGGAGGCAUACUCUAGCCAUGGGUCCUGUUUGUCCCAGGCAUGAUGGCUUUCCACUUCUGGGGGCUUGGCUGGGGUUGACUUUUUUUGGUUUUAUCUUCUUUUCCACUCCAAGGGCUCGCAGACCCCAACAUGUGCUCCAGUGUGCAUGCCUUGUGCUUACUGUCAGCCAGAACAGAUCUCUUGAUGUUUUUCCCAAAUCUAGUUGCUGUGUGUGGAGGGUAUUCCCACUCCAUUAAUAUAGAAAUCCAGCUGGAUGCUUGCUCAUUGGGUGGUGAGCUAGUGCAUUUCAUGUAUGCUUAUGUGCCAUGGCCAUGCAAAACACACAGGCUGUGACAUCCCACACCAUGGCCCACCCACUGCCAGGGCCUGAGCUCUGUGCCAAAAACCCCUUUUCAUUUCAGCUUGUCUUUUUUUUCCCAGAAAAUUAAAAAUCGUUUUUGUAAUGGAGCUCCUUUGAAGGUAAAGGCUUCUAGCUGGUGGUGCCGAUCUCUGUAACAGCUUUCAGUGCAUUAAUGUUUUAUAGGAUCUGAGACAGAGCUGUAAGAACACAUACUACCAAGGGAGCUCUUUCUUAAUGUAUUAAUAAAGCUGGAUCUUUAAAAAUAACACUGUCCCCCUCACACAGACACCUCCCGUGACCUCCAAACAAGUCUAGAUGAGGUAGAACUUUUCAGUUUGUGAAGACAUGGGCAGUGUUUUCCCUUUAAUUUCUCUUUAAUUUAUUUUCCAUACUCUCCUCUUUUUCCUUCCCUCUCUCUCACAAUCUCUCCCCUCCUUUUUUUUUUUCCCUUCAUUCUUUAUUUCUUUUUUGCCCCUUUUUUUCUUUCUUUAACAAGAUUCUUCAAUUCAACUCGCUUGGGGUUUUUAAUAUUCUCGACGCAGCAGACCUGAGGUGAGAGCAGCUCUAUACAGUAGACAGUUAUAGCUGGAUAAUCAAGAUUACGGGCAGAUCCUUUAUGGGGGUAUCACCCCAUUCAGGCUGGAGAAACGGCCUGUAUUCAUAGGUGCUGGGAGUGGGGGGACUUGGAUAAUUCCAGACCUGAGCACACAAGAACAGGGAUUUGGGAGUUAGACAGACAGACAGACAUCCUCCCUUUUGUCACUCACUUGGACACUGCAUGAGUGAGAGCUUUGUUCCUGCCCCUUCCCCGGGGCCUUCCCUGGAGAAAGGGAGUCCAGCAGUCCCUCCGGGCUCUCGACAGGGAGUGAGAGGGAAUGCUCAGACAUGGGAGAUGCUGAAAGAAGAAUUUUCAGCACUGCUUUAUGGCGGGAUAGGUGAUUUGGGACCCAGAAGAAUUAGCAGAUAAAAACAAAAACGAAAGAAAAACAACAACAACAACAAGACAAAAAACCAAACCAGAACACAAAAAAACCAAACCCAUCAAAACAAACAAACAAAAACAAAAACAAAAAUAAUAACAAAACCCAAACCAACAAAACAAAAAACCAGCCCCCUCUACCUAAAAAUAAACAAAACAAACGGGGAUAUCGGAAGAGAAAAACAAGUCUCGGCUUCUUCCAAUGAGAUGUAAAUAAAUUCAUUACAGUAUUAUCCCACUGAUGAAAACAGAUAAACUUUUUCGUAGAUAUUUUUCAAUUAAUUUUCAUAUUUAUGAAUAAUAAUAACCCACCGAUUGCCAAGAAACUUGCAGGUGUAGAGGAGGUGUACGAGAUGCACUUAUUUCCAUGUAUGUGCCUAGAAAGAAGUGUUUCAAUCCCUUAUUAAACUUUG
Messenger RNA from Serinus canaria (Common canary), 5595 nucleotides. RefSeq names its product nuclear receptor subfamily 2 group F member 1 (gene NR2F1). Gene Ontology annotation, biological process: negative regulation of transcription by RNA polymerase II; positive regulation of transcription by RNA polymerase II; cell differentiation. NCBI's taxonomy places the organism in Eukaryota, Metazoa, Chordata, Aves, Passeriformes, Fringillidae. The coding region runs from base 1688 to 2509 and encodes 273 amino acids. The record is from RefSeq and is a predicted model, not a curated record. The transcript has 3 exons. Gene Ontology annotation, molecular function: nuclear receptor activity; RNA polymerase II cis-regulatory region sequence-specific DNA binding; zinc ion binding.